Messenger RNA from Kogia breviceps (pygmy sperm whale), 1374 nucleotides. Its product is annotated as zinc finger protein 157-like. Gene Ontology annotation, molecular function: RNA polymerase II cis-regulatory region sequence-specific DNA binding; DNA-binding transcription factor activity, RNA polymerase II-specific. Gene Ontology annotation, biological process: regulation of transcription by RNA polymerase II. The record is from RefSeq and is a predicted model, not a curated record. Lineage: Eukaryota; Metazoa; Chordata; Mammalia; Artiodactyla; Physeteridae.
UCUCUUGAAAUGUCAUGGAAUCUACGUGGAAAUGAAGCAACAUGAAAGCAGUCAAAUUGAAAAUAAUUGCAGCAGAAUGUCACACUUCACUCAACUUCAGAAAAAUCAGAGGAGAGAGGCUAUUCAAAUGUAAUGAAUGUGGGAAAACAUGCAAUCACAAGUCAAACCUCACAGUGCAUCAGAGAACACAUACAGGGGAGAAGCCCUAUGAAUGUACUAAAUGUGGGAAGUCCUUCCACCAGAAGUCAACGCACAUGGUCCAUCAGAGAGUUCACACAGGAGAGAAACCCUACAAAUGCAGUGAAUGUGGGAAGUCCUUUUACCGAAAGUCAUCCUUCACUCAACAUGGGAGGACUCACACAGGGGAAAAACCCUAUGAAUGUAAUGAGUGUGGGAAGAAUUUCCAUCAGAAGUCAGCUCUCAUUCAACAUCAGAGAACUCACACAGGAGAGAAACACUUUCAGUGUAAUGAAUGUGGUAAAACUUUCCAUCAGAAGUCAGCCAUUGAUAUUCAUCAGACAGCUCACUCAGGAGAGAAACCCUUCCAGUGCAAUGAAUGUGGGAAGUCUUUUCAUAUGAAGUCAACUCUUACUAAACAUCAGAGAACUCACACAGGGGAAAAACCCUAUGAAUGUAAUGCAUGUGGGAAGAAUUUCCAUCAGAGAUCUACCCUCACUAAUCAUUUGAGAACUCACUCGGGGGAGAAACCUUAUAAAUGUGGAGAAUGUGGGAAAACUUUCUGCCAGAAAUCAACCCUUACUAAUCAUCAGGGAAUUCACAUAGGGCAGAAGCCCCAUGUGGCACAAACUGGCUAUGUUUUUCCGAAUACUCAUUUCCUUUUUUGUGUGGGUACACAACUAGUUUAAGAUUUUCUAGCUUUCCCCUGAUCCACAUGGGGUUAUGUGAUGAAGCUCUGGAUCAAAAUGUGGGCAUAAGUGAUGUACGUUAUUUCCAAGCCCGUGAAAGACCUCAUUUGGAAUCCUUCCUACUUCCCACUCUUUCUCUGUCAAAGAUCAUCCUCAGGACAGCUUGGGAGCAAGGCAUUAGAGAUUACAGAUUCACAGGUUGGAAGAAACCAGGGUCUCUGAAUGACUCCUUGAGCAGAGCCCUCCCUUCUCUACCAUGACGCUUAAGUCUUUUCAGGAUCAAGAAAUAAACUUGCAUUGUGUUGAGCCAUCACAUGUUCAGGUCUAUUUGUUGUCAUAGCUUAUCUUAGCUAUCCUGUAUUUCAUAUACCCUGUGAAUCUAAUGAUGGAGUGAGAAACACUGUAUGUCAGAGAAUUCAGUAAGAGAGAAACCCCUGUCAAUAUCCUGCAUUUUAAUAACCCUUCAUCAGCAAGUCAAACAUUUUGUAAAUCAGAUAUUUACCAUGGA